GGCCCCGCCCCGGCCCCCUGCAACUCGACCCCAGCUUCGACCCCCAGCUCUGACGUCUUGGAAAAUUCCCCCCUGCACAGGCCCCCAGGGGAGGGGGGUACAUGGUAUGAAAUGGGGCUGAGACCCCCAGCUGGAGGCAGAGGGACCCGCCAAAGAACAUUCACAACAAGCAUCCAUGGACUUGUGGAGCUGGGAUGAAGCAUCACCACAGGAAGUGCCCCCAGGGAACAGGCUGUCAGGGCUGGAAGGAGCUGAGUUCGGCUUCUAUUUCCCUGAACUGGAGCACCAAGGGGACACGCUGACAGAGGAGACAUGCUGGAAAGGUCCCAUUCAGCUGUGGCAGUUCCUCCUGGAGCUACUCCAAGACGGGGCGCAUAACAGCUUCAUCCGCUGGACGGGCAAUAGCCGCGAGUUCCAGCUGUGCGACCCCAAAGAGGUGGCGCGGCUGUGGGGAGAGCGCAAGAGGAAACCUGGCAUGAAUUACGAGAAGUUGAGCCGAGGCCUGCGCUACUACUAUCGCCGAGACAUCGUGCGCAAGAGCGGUGGGCGCAAGUACACGUACCGCUUCGGAGACUGUGUGCCUGACCUAGCUUAUGCUGACCGAGAGGUGGGAGGACAGGGAACAGCGACCCAAUAAAAAUACCCGUGAAAGCUCA
Hipposideros armiger (great roundleaf bat) is the source of this 656-nucleotide messenger RNA. It is a transcript of the gene ETV2, whose product is annotated as ETS variant transcription factor 2. Gene Ontology annotation, biological process: regulation of transcription by RNA polymerase II; cell differentiation. NCBI's taxonomy places the organism in Eukaryota, Metazoa, Chordata, Mammalia, Chiroptera, Hipposideridae. Gene Ontology annotation, cellular component: nucleus. The transcript has 5 exons. Gene Ontology annotation, molecular function: DNA-binding transcription factor activity, RNA polymerase II-specific; sequence-specific DNA binding. The record is from RefSeq and is a predicted model, not a curated record. The coding region runs from base 176 to 637 and encodes 153 amino acids.